Etheostoma cragini (Arkansas darter) is the source of this 2676-nucleotide messenger RNA. RefSeq names its product ORAI calcium release-activated calcium modulator 1b (gene orai1b). Gene Ontology annotation, cellular component: membrane. NCBI's taxonomy places the organism in Eukaryota, Metazoa, Chordata, Actinopteri, Perciformes, Percidae. Gene Ontology annotation, molecular function: store-operated calcium channel activity. Bases 343 to 1047 code for a protein of 234 amino acids. Gene Ontology annotation, biological process: store-operated calcium entry. The record is from RefSeq and is a predicted model, not a curated record. The transcript has 3 exons.
UGUGUCACGUGGACUGGAUAUUGGUUCAUUAAACCGUUCAAGUGGACAUUAACAUGUUUUGACGAUUACUACACACUGGACGUGGUGAUUACAUCCUACGUAUUCACGAGGGCUGAUUCGUAUUCGAGGAAAUGCAACCCACGGUUGAGUAGCGGAUGUUCGCCUUAGAGCGCGCGGGCUUAUGGGUAAUGUUAGGUGCAGGCACUACACGCUGAAGACUGGUGGUGGAAAAAUAGCCCCCGCAGUUGGCGAGGUUAACUGUUUUGCAAGUGUACGCUGAUGGCAUGUUGAACGCUUGUUUCUGUCGUGUUCCGCAAGAGUAACAAGGUAAUUACGUAAACAAUGCUCGCCCAAUCCUUUGAUAACAGGAGCAACAUGAGUCUGAACGAGCAUUCACUGCAAGCUCUGUCCUGGAGGAAGCUGUACCUGAGUCGAGCUAAACUGAAGGCUUCCAGUCGGACAUCAGCACUGCUUUCUGGAUUUGCUAUGGUGGCUAUGGUAGAAGUACAGCUGGACAACAGCUAUCCUUACCCUCCUGCUCUACUCAUCGCCUUCAGUGCCUGCACCACUGUGCUUGUAGCUGUCCACCUGUUCGCUCUGAUGGUCAGCACCUGCAUUUUGCCUAAUAUAGAGGCUGUCAGCAAUGUCCACAACCUUAACUCUGUGAAGGAGUCUCCACAUGAGCGAAUGCACCACCACAUUGAACUGGCAUGGGCUUUUUCAACAGUUAUUGGUACCUUACUCUUCCUAGCUGAGGUGGUUCUACUCUGCUGGGUCAAAUUUUUGCCAGUUAAGCCCAAUAAGUCCAGUAAUAAUACCGUUUCGGCAGGUGUGGCGGCAGCUAUUACGUCCACCUCGAUUAUGGUUCCUUUUGGUUUAGUCUUCAUAGUGUUUGCGGUGCAUUUUUACCGCUCCUUGGUCAGCCACAAGACUGACAGACAGUUUCAGGAGCUGGAGGAACUUUCUAAUCUCACCAGACUACAAAACGAGCUGGACAACAGAGGGGAGUCGUCCAUUUUGCAGUCUCCAAGCUCACAUUUCCCAUAGUGAAGUAUGGUGGAUACGCAUUUUGGUGGAACUCUUGACUGCAAGUCAGAAGCCACAUUAUUGGCUUCUAAUUUUUUACAGGAAUGAGGAUGUCUCACUUCUUUGUGACAUUUAAUUUUGUGAAAAGAGUUGUAUUUUUUAGAAAACACGUUUGUUCAACUGUGAACUCAAAAAUCUGCCGUAAUGCAUGUCUUAAAAUCAAAAACUUUUAAAAGUUUUAACUAUGAUAGUAAUAUAAUAGUUUGAUUUAACUCAUCUUAUAUACACAAUGACAGAGGUUUUCUGAACAGUAACUUGGAACCCUGUCUGUUGCCUGCUGCGGUUAUUUACCUGUUUUUUCAGAGAACACUGCAUUUGUUAAUAAAUAGUACCUUGUUGUGUUUUGUAAAUCAAAAGUAUUUCAUUCUCCUCCUUGUUCACCAUGUACAUGAUUUUCUUGUGAUGUUCACCAAUCGUUUUUGUGAUGCUUGCAGAUUGUAGACUGACUCAACAGCUGCUAAAACAAAUAUGUUCUUAGUUUAGUAUAUUUUCUGACCUCUGCAGCAGAGGCUGUGGUGUUAAAAUAAACAUUUUAUAUCAAAUGGCAUUCAAAGUUUCAGAAUUACAAAAAUUAUUUCGAUGUACUAUUUGAGAACAUAAUAUCUCUUUUAUCUAUGAAAUGUUCUUGUAAUUAUUGACACAGCAUGUCACACCAUUUUGCAAAUGCAACAUUUUAAGUUGACUUAUACAUAUCAGUUUUCACCUAGCAUCACUCUUAUGCCGGAUAACCAACUGAGCCAGCCCUAUCUGAUGGUGAAUGGUCAUUUAUCCUCAGGAGAUUUUUUUAAGAAAUCCCACUCAUAUUUCAGCAUCUGUGGACUACUUGUCUACAUCAGACACUAGUGUUUUUCUGUGCUUCAUUUUGUUGAGACUAAGCACUCUACAUGUCUCACAUAUCCUGAAUUAGCAUGUUGCUUUCAUCAUCAAGCUGUUUAUUUACAUUUAUUUUAACCAGGGUUUUAUUCUCAACAAUUUAGGGAAACGGAUCAAUCUUUAAGUUUAAGAGUUGAAAGUCUGUAUUGGAUGAGGUAGAAGUUCCAAAGUGAAAGCUAAGGUAGUGAGUUGUUGGUGGUGUUAUCUUGUCACAUGGUUGUAAUUAUUCCCUCAUAAUUAGACGUUUGGGUGGGUUGGUAAUGAGAGGAGAUCCUUUCAUCUCAAGGUAUGAGUGUUGUCAGAGUGCAGUGUAGAAAAAAAAAAUACAGUUAUGGCUAAUAUUUGAUCAGUCCUUAUAAGAGAAAAUAUCAGAUGUCCUUUUGAUAUUUCCAUUUACUAAUAUUACAUUUAUUACAUAACCUUUGAUUAUGUGUGUACAUUAGUACCAAGUCUGUCAAAUAUUGUUAAAUCAGUAACUAGUUAUAUCAUUAGGUAUUUUCUUAAUGUAUGUAGUAAAAUGUUUUAGGAACCCUAGAACUGAGCUGAUCUAUAAUAUGGUAAUUAGAGUUAGCAGCAAGAUGUUUAUUAUCAUGACAGUUACAUUGUUUAAACAUCUGUGUUAGUAGUAAACUGAUUAAGAUGUUAAAUUAGAUCACUAUCUUUUUCAACUCAUUUGAAAUAUCAAUAGAUGUUUUUGGUUUGCACCACAGACACAAA